Mus caroli (Ryukyu mouse) is the source of this 2516-nucleotide messenger RNA. RefSeq names its product von Willebrand factor C domain containing 2 (gene Vwc2). The record is from RefSeq and is a predicted model, not a curated record. Gene Ontology annotation, cellular component: AMPA glutamate receptor complex. Lineage: Eukaryota; Metazoa; Chordata; Mammalia; Rodentia; Muridae. Gene Ontology annotation, biological process: negative regulation of BMP signaling pathway. Gene Ontology annotation, molecular function: protein binding.
GGGAUGUGAGCCCUACGCUAGGCAGCUGCGACAGGCAGCAGGCGUGCGGCUCUCAGCCAGCCUGAAUCCCAUUGGCCCUCAGGACGCGCUCCGAGCUGCUCCUCUCCUCCAGGGCACAGAGGCUGCCCACUGGUCCCCGCAGCUCGGUUUGGAGAAAUUCUUUGCCUGGCUGGCAAGGAGAGCAAGACUGGGCUCUGGCGGCUCCCUAGAGCACGCUUCAUGGUGGAGACUCAGGGAUGAGAAACCCGGGGAUGAGAGGCGGAAGGCAACACGGGCACUGACAGGACUCCAAGAAGGCUACCGGCCACCAGCAGCCAGAUGAACAGGCUGGGUCAAAUGCUCUAGCUAGGUGCAUGCGCCUGGUGGAGCGCGCAGGUCGGACUGUGCUCUCCGCGGUCCGCCCUGCGCUGGUGCCCGGCCGGUACCAGGAUGGGCACUGGAGCCCCAGGGCCGCGCCCGCUACAGCCCGGCGUCCCUCCUGCGUCCUGAGCUCAUGGACGGCGACUCCAGGCUGGCAGCGGCGCGCCCCCGGGCUGUGAAUGCGACUCGCUCAUCGUCCGCGCUCCCCGCCCGCCCGCCCGCCGGGACGUGGUAGGGGAUGCCUAGCUCCUCUGCGAUGGCAGUUGGCGCGCUCUCCAGUUCCCUCUUGGUCACCUGCUGCCUGAUGGUGGCUCUGUGCAGUCCGAGCAUCCCGCUGGAGAAGCUGGCCCAAGCUCCUGAGCAACCCGGCCAGGAGAAGCGCGAGCACGCGUCUCGGGACAGCCCGGGGCGGGUGAGCGAGCUCGGGCGCGCCUCGAGGGACGAGGGCAGCAGUGCCCGGGACUGGAAGAGCAAGGGCAGCCGCGCGCUCUCGGGCCGGGAGGCGUGGAGCAAGCAGAAGCAGGCCUGGGCUGCCCAGAGCGGGAGCGCCAAGGCCGCGGACUGGCAGGUCCGGCCUCGAGGGGAUACCCCACAGGGGGAGCCCCCGGCCGCCGCCCAGGAAGCUAUCAGCCUGGAACUCGUUCCCACACCGGAGCUGCCUGAGGAAUACGCCUACCCCGACUACCGCGGGAAGGGCUGCGUGGACGAGAGUGGCUUCGUGUAUGCGAUCGGGGAGAAGUUCGCCCCAGGUCCCUCAGCCUGCCCGUGUCUGUGUACGGAGGAGGGGCCCCUUUGCGCACAGCCAGAGUGCCCACGGCUUCACCCGCGCUGCAUCCACGUCGACACCAGCCAGUGCUGUCCGCAGUGCAAGGAGAAGAAGAACUACUGCGAGUUCCGGGGCAAGACCUACCAGACUUUGGAGGAGUUCGUGGUGUCUCCAUGUGAACGGUGUCGCUGUGAAGCCAAUGGUGAAGUGCUGUGCACAGUGUCGGCGUGUCCCCAGACGGAAUGUGUGGACCCCGUAUAUGAGCCUGAUCAGUGCUGCCCGAUCUGCAAAAACGGUCCAAACUGCUUUGCAGAAACCGCUGUCAUCCCAGCUGGUAGAGAGGUGAAGACUGACGAGUGCACCAUAUGUCACUGUACUUAUGAAGAGGGCACGUGGAGAAUUGAACGGCAAGCCAUGUGCACGAGACAUGAGUGCAGACAAAUGUAGACUUCACAAUACAGAAACUCUUAUGUUUUUCUAGAAUAUUUUACUAAUGUGACAUUCUAGAUGACUCUGAGAAAUAUCAAUCAAAAACAGAAGACUUUGGAUAAGGAGUCAAGGAAAAUGGUUGGUACUUUUGUUUUUCUUGGUAACAAAUACAGCAAGAGACAGAAAUGGAUGUAUUUCAAACCAUCAAUAAGAACUCCCUCUCUAAAUAAAUGUGCUAUUUUCACAGUAAGUACACUAAAGUUCACUAUUAUAUAUUAAAUGUGUUUCUAUAAUCCCUCUAUUAGAGUCUUAUAUAUUAAAAAAAUGCUGUUGUCAACCGUCCUCACUGUGUACCGGUAUAUCUUUGUUAGCCUUCACUGCAUCACAAGAGGGUGCUAGUGGUUCCAGGAAACUCACCUGCACAUGGAAUGCUCUACUCCACAAAAAACUCCAGAAAAUAAUGAGUGCUUUAUAUAAAAAUCCUGUUCAAAUGCUAUGUAUCUAAUGCUUAAAACACAAUCUAAUUUACACAAACAGACUUAUUUUAUUAACCCAUUUCCCUUAAUAGUUUAUUCUUAGUCAUUUGUAAUAUGGAGGUAUAAAGAUUACUAACAGGUACUGUCUCAGUUCUCAUAGCAGCCCAUAAAUAAACACUUAUGUGCAUUUCAUUUUUAUCCAUGGUACCUAUUCUUCUAAGCAUGAUAUCAAUUCAUUUUCUGAGCAAAAGGAAGGCUGGGAUAUCUCUGUUAGUGUCCAUGGAGCUGGGAUGUUAUAAAAAUGAGGGGAAGGGAGUCUUUGGAUUCUCCAGAAAAUAGUUAAGAAAAGUCAAAUUUCUGAAUAAGUUUAUGCUUGAAAUAUAAAAUAUGCCACAGACAUCUCAGGAGUCAGCACAGUGUUCCUAUACUGCUAGUUAAGAUAGAUAUCUGUCCUCAGUAAUAGACAUAGUGAGAUGAUAAAUGGA